Messenger RNA from Daphnia magna, 1125 nucleotides. RefSeq lists its product as uncharacterized. The record is from RefSeq and is a predicted model, not a curated record. The transcript has a single exon. NCBI's taxonomy places the organism in Eukaryota, Metazoa, Arthropoda, Branchiopoda, Diplostraca, Daphniidae. The coding region runs from base 22 to 870 and encodes 282 amino acids.
UAUAUCAAGUUCCAGGAGGACAUGGAUAGUGACCUUGCAUUAAGUAGAUACCGCGGAAAUUCCGGAGAUUUCCUCAAAGCAGUUGUUAAAAACAUUGAUGGUUAUGAAGACCUAGCUGACUUAGUUUCUCAGGACAAGGGAACUUUGAAACUAUUCCAGAACAUUACAGAUGACAAUAUUAUCAACAAACUCAUCUCUUUGAAAGGAUCGACAUUUUGGAUAGAACGUUUUAUAGCCAUGGGAAUAGAAGGAUUCGAUAUGCUCAUGUCAACCCUCUUGGAAAAAUUGAAUAAGGAUGGACUGUCCUACACCAUUGAAAUGAUCACAUUGGUGACGCAAUCUGGAAGUAUUUGGUCUAACUACGUCAACUGGGCAAGAUGGACUGACGAUACAAUUAAAUUAUUUUUGGGACGCGUUGCCAACCAGCUGGGACAAAACUACGUAAUGAAACUUGUGUUCCAUGAUGACGGUAACGGCCCAAUAAUAAUUCGAGCUGCUUUGCGAAAAAUUCCUACUAAAAACGGAUAUCCAGUAGCUGCCAUGGUGGCACACGUGACGGAAAGAGAGAGAAGAGAGGAAAUUCGCAAUCUUAUUAAUUCAAGUGUCACAGAUUUCUUACAAAAGUUCACUAUUUGGGUACUUUGUUUCAUACAAGAUUUCAGUCGGAACGAUCUUUUGAAUUUAAUCAAAGCCAUUACAUCCGUGGAUAAUGAUUCUUUCCGCACUGGUAGCGUAUGGUCUCGCUACGUCGACGAGCAAUUUUACCCCAGUCAGAUUGACAAAUUCUUGAAAUGUGUUUCAGAAGAACUGGGUGAAGAAGAGGUUAUCAAUUUGUUGUUACACGAUGGCGGGAAAGGCCCUGUUAUAUAGUACGUGCCACUUUGUCCCGGCAUCAUGCUAAACUCAAAACAAUGUACUCGUACUUGUCAGCGUCUGGCAACAGUAAAGUUCGCCAAGCUAUCGGCUCAAUCAAGACAUAAAUUAAUAUAACCUAUGUUUACUGCACUCUCAAAAGAGGGUUGGCAACAAGCCUACGAUUGUUCAAGAUAACUAUUUUGUUUCGUCAUUGUUUGUUCAAACUGGAAAAACUUUGGAUCAGGACUACCAAAAAUAAAAAUUAUACAG